AUGGCAGAACUUCAGUGGGGCUCUUUUGACCACCGGUUAACUUGUCCAAACCUGCCUGGGAUGGUUUGGUCAGCCGAUCUCGAGAUGGAAUUGGCUGAAGCUGAUGAUAUUAUGGGGGAUGCCAGGGGCCACCUGGUGUCAGAGCGGCUGGGCCUUGGCAACAAUCUGGACCUGUCAGACACCAUGGUCCAACAGAAACUGGAAGAGAUCAAGGAGCAGAUUCGGCGUGAGAUCCGAAAGGAGCUUAAGAUCAAAGAAGGGGCAGAGAACCUGCGCAAGGUCACCACAGACAAGAAGAGCCUGGCUUAUGUCGACAAUAUGCUGAAAAAAUCGAACAAGAAGGUUGAGGAGCUUCACCAGGAGCUACAGGAGCUCAACGCCCACAUUGUGGUGAAAGAUCCCGAAGAACUGCAAGAAUGCCCCCUGACGCCAGAUACCCCAAACAGCGAGAGCCGAAUGUGCACCAGCAGCAGCCGCCUGGCCGCCCUGAAAAGACAAAACGACAUCGAGCUCAAGGUCAAACAGGGCGCGGAGAACAUGAUUCAGAUGUACUCCAAUGGGCCAUCGAAGGAUCGCAAGCUGCUGGCAACGGCGCAGCAGUUGCUUCAGGACAGCAAGAUGAAGAUCGAGUUCAUCAGAAUGCAGAUCCUUAAGGCAAGCCAGGCCAACGAGUUGAGCUUUGAGAACAACGACGUGAUUGACAAGGCCAUCAUCAGCCCUUUGGACCUUCGGGUGGAGGAGUUGUGUCACCAUGCCAGGAUAGAGUCUGCCGUGGCGGAGGGAGCCAAGAACGUUAUGAAACUUCUUGGCACAGGAAAAGUCACAGAAAAGAGAGCACAUUUAGAGGCCCAGGCUCGCUUUAACGAAUCCAGCCAGAAGCUCGACCUCCUCCGCUACUCCUUGGAGCAGCGCCUCAGCGAGCUGCCGAAGAACCAUCCGCGCAACAGCAGCAUCGUGGAGGAGCUGUCGCUCCUAUCCACGCCGGUCCUCAGCCCGCGAUCCAGCAUCAUCUCCACGCAGAACCAGUACAGCACGGUGACCAAGCCCGCCGCGCUGACAGGCACCUUAGAUGUCAGGCUCAUGGGCUGUCAAGACCUGCUGGAAAACGUUCCCGGCCGCUCCAAAGCCGCAUCUGUCCCGCUGCCUGGCUGGAGCCCCAGUGAAACGCGUUCAUCCUUCAUAAGCAGAGCCAACCGAAACCGCAGCCUCAGUUCGCGGAACAUGACGAAAAGCGAGGAGCUCUCGAAUGAGAUUAGUGCAGUUUUGAAGUUGGACAACACGGUUGUCGGUCAAACCAGCUGGAGGCCGGUCAGCAACCAGGCCUGGGACCACAAGUUUACAUUGGAGCUGGACCGGUCCCGCGAGCUGGAGAUCUCGGUAUACUGGCGUGACUGGCGCUCACUUUGCGCAGUCAAGUUCCUGCGUCUUGAGGACUUCCUGGACAACCAGCGGCACGGCAUGUGUUUGUACCUGGAGCCGCAGGGCAUGCUCUUUGCUGAGGUAACGUUUUUUAAUCCGGUCAUCGAGAGACGACCAAAGUUGCAAAGACAAAAGAAGAUUUUCUCGAAGCAGCAAGGUAAGACUUUCCUGCGAGCCCCUCAAAUGAACAUCAACAUCGCUACAUGGGGCCGCCUGGUGAGAAGAGCCAUUCCGACUGUGAGCACCAACUCCUUCAGUCCGCAGGCGGCUGAGACCGGGUCCAGCAGCAUCCCGGGUUCACCCACACCCAGCAGCGAUCCACUGGUGACCAAGCUGGACUUUGACAGGGAGCCGACCCCAGGACCCAAGUUCUACCCCGCGCCCGACAGCAUACGACAACCACCGGAGCCCCACGACAUGCUGCCUGACAAAGAGGAAGUGCAGCCUUUCGGUUCGUCCCUCCAAGAUGCGCUCGCCUCAUUCGACUUCCUGAACAAGAGGAACAGCGUGACGGUGAAGCCUGAUCUGAACCUGGUGGCGGAGACGGAGCUUCAGCAUCCGGACCUGGAGCUCACGGCCUUCCCAAAAGAUGCAGAGAUAAGGGAAGAGGAGCAGUUUCACUUCAGUCUCAAAGACUUCAAAUGUGUUGCAGUCCUUGGACGCGGCCACUUUGGAAAGGUAUUGUUAGCCGAGUAUAAAAGUACAGGCGAAAUGUUCGCCAUCAAAGCUCUGAAGAAAGGCGACAUUGUGGCACGCGACGAAGUCGACAGUCUGAUGUGCGAGAAGCGGAUCUUUGAGACGGUCAACAGCGUGCGCCACCCGUUCCUGGUCAACUUGUUUGCAUGCUUCCAGACACAGGAGCAUGUGUGCUUUGUCAUGGAGUACGCGGCGGGAGGCGAUUUGAUGAUGCACAUCCACGCCGACGUCUUCUCCGAACCGCGGGCCAUAUUUUAUGCGGCCUGUGUCGUGCUGGGAUUACAGUAUUUACAUGACCACAAAAUUGUGUACAGAGACCUGAAGCUGGACAACCUGCUCCUGGACACUGAAGGUUAUGUGAAGAUUGCCGAUUUUGGCCUUUGCAAAGAAGGAAUGGGCUUCAGGGACAGAACCAGCACUUUCUGCGGAACACCCGAGUUUUUGGCCCCCGAGGUCUUGACUGAAACGUCGUACACCCGCGCCGUGGACUGGUGGGGGCUGGGAGUGCUCAUUUUUGAGAUGCUGGUGGGGGAGUCGCCGUUCCCCGGCGAUGACGAGGAGGAGGUAUUUGACAGCAUCGUCAACGACGAAGUCCGCUACCCACGAUUCCUUUCCACGGAAGCCAUCUCCAUCAUGAGGAGGCUUUUGAGAAGAAGCCCCGAGCGUCGUCUUGGAGCAGGAGAAAGGGACGCCGAGGAAGUCAAGAAACACUUAUUCUUCAGGAACAUGGACUGGAACGGCCUCCUGUCCAAGAAAGUGAAGCCCCCAUUUGUGCCGACCAUCCAGGGCGCAAACGACGUCAGCAACUUUGACGAUGAAUUCACCUCAGAGGCGCCCAUUCUGACCCCACCCAGGGAGCCGCGGGUGCUCAACUCGGACGAGCAGAACAUGUUCUCCGACUUUGAUUACAUCGCUGACUGGUGUUAGCGCCACACGUGACAACGCCGCUCAUAACUUUUCUCUACAAAAAAGGUUUGAGGAAUCGGAGACGCUUCCCUGAGGAAUCCCACUUUGGAAAAAAAAAAAUAAUCAUGAAGAAUUUUUUUUUUAACGAGAGAAAAAACUUUGAGAAACUAAAGGAGGAUGGAGCAUGCUGUCUGACCACUGAGAAUGUUUUUCAUACGAACUCGAGACUGGAGACGGCAGUCCCGAUCAUUCACUGACACUCAUUCGUGUUUUUUUUUUUUUUUUUUGUUUUGUUUUGUUUUAUUUUGUUUUGAAUAUGUACAGUUUCUUCAGUCAAAUAUUUUAUUGCCUCAUUUUCGUGCGCAAGAAUUAUGAUCUCUCUUGAAACUGGCAUUCAGUCAUUUUUUUUAAAAUGCUAAAAAUAUCACUGAAGCCCAACAACACAUCUUGACUACUAUUUUUUUGUUCAGUUGAACUUUUUUUUUUUUUUUUUGCCAUUUUCAUACAGACUCACAUCUGAAUUCAGCACCUGUCCAUCCAGUGUUAUGACACAUACUAUAAAAAAAUCCAGUUUUGGAAUUAAAAUAUUUGAAAUGAAAGCAUUAGAAGCCUUCAGGCCGGUGGUUCUCAAACUGUGGGUCUGCAAAAUACAUUGCAAUAAAUUGUCGCAUCAAAAAAAAAGUACAUACAAACUGGAAUGAACAAAUUACUACUCCCUACCUGAAGCUUUGGACCAGUUAAAAGCUCUGAUAUAAUUGCUAUAUUUUCACAUAAAUCUGACAUAACGUGAUUAUAGGAAUAGUCCAUUUUUUAAAGAAAAAAAUACCUAUUUUUUGAGAAUAUAGUCCUAUAUUUGACAGAAUAAAGAUGUCUUCAGGAAUAAGAAAAAAAACCCGAUGUAAUAUGAAUGCUUUUUAAAUUAAAAUGUUUAAAUAUGGCAUUCUUGUUAAACUUUUAUUUAAUAGCACAUUACAAUUUUAUAUCAGGAAAAUAUGGCUAUAUAGUAUUCUCACAAGAUCACAAUUUUUAAUACCCACAAAAUGUUGUUAGCCUAAUAGCAUUCCUGCCAGUCAUUUAUGAAUGUUUUUGGAAAAUUCUGGGGGGAAAAAAAGUCCAAUUGCCAUGGUUCAACCUUUUGUAGAUUGACACAAAGAAAAAUUUUUUUUUAGCAAGUCCAUUGAUGAUUUAUUUGGAUUGUGAUGGUACAUUAAAAAUGACUUAGCUAAUUUUGCUAUUAGGCUAACAUUGUCUUAUUGUAAAGAUUGCGACUUUUGUCACCUUGAAAAAAAUGCUACUUUAUUAUCACGACGUCACCCCCCCCGCCCCUUUCGAAAAAGAUUGGAACAAAUACCCCAUGCCUUUUUUUGUCCUCACAAACAGGCAACUCUUCAACUCCCUAUGGUAUUUAGGGGUAUGGUAGUUUGGGGUUCAAUUGGUGUCAGCAAUAUGACAGGGGUCUUGGGGGUGAGGGGGUGUGGGGAACAAUUCUCCCUGGCCCAAAAAGUUUGAGAACCCCUGCUUUCAGCCACAUACGAUCCAAACUAGGUUGAUUUUGUAAUACUGGGUUAGCUGAGAUCAGUCUGACAUAUUUCUUGUUGCCUCAGUUACUGUGACUUGCAGCUAUGCCACCAAAUUAGUGUUGAAGUGACAGCUCUUCUUGAAAGUUGUUUUUUUUUUUUUUAUACACUAUAUUGUACAUAAAUCCUGAAGACCUAUCAAUUAGAAACCUGUUUGAAUUAUAUAUAUAUAUAUAUCUCACACGCACAUACACAAUGAAGCUGAAAAGCACUAAGAUGAAAACACUAAAUUUAUCAAUGGAAAUAAGAAAUUGUACAGUUUUUUUUUAACUCAGCUGUGUAUGUUAGCAGAACAAACAAACUUGAUGGAUGGUACAGCAAUAUAUAUCUAUAUAUAUAUAUAUAUAUAUAUAUAUAUAUAUAUUCUCAGGUCACGACUGAUGCUCUUCACCCUAGUGUUUUUUUUUCCAGUCUAUGUCUAUCAUGAAUGCACAAAUUAAACCUAAUAGUGGAUUUA
Molecule: messenger RNA, 5055 nt
Organism: Hippocampus comes (tiger tail seahorse)
Lineage: Eukaryota; Metazoa; Chordata; Actinopteri; Syngnathiformes; Syngnathidae
Gene: pkn2a
Product: protein kinase N2a
Exons: 23
Coding region: 1-3042 (1013 amino acids)
Biological process (GO): protein phosphorylation; signal transduction
Molecular function (GO): small GTPase binding; ATP binding; protein serine/threonine kinase activity
Source: RefSeq, a predicted model, not a curated record